This is a messenger RNA of Loa loa (African eye worm), 636 nucleotides long. RefSeq lists its product as hypothetical. The record is from RefSeq and is a predicted model, not a curated record. The annotation marks the transcript as partial. Lineage: Eukaryota; Metazoa; Nematoda; Chromadorea; Rhabditida; Onchocercidae. The transcript has 4 exons.
AUGAAGAAGCAUUAUACAACAACGGUAAUAUACGAUGAUACCGGUCCUGUUUUAAUAUCUUAUCCAUUAUCAUGUCAAAGUAAAAUUCGAAAUGAUCCACCAAAAAUAUGGCUUCUUCAUUUGUCGAAUUUUUAUUCAUAUAAUGGUAUUCGAACAGUUGUUAUUGAACCAUCUAUUAAAGAUAAGAAAGCUCUAUUUUGUGAUCCAUUUAUUUACCAAAAUUGCGUAUAUUUAUUCAAUCGUUUCGAAAGUACCAUAUUAAGCGUUGCUAUUACUGGUAAAAAUCGUGGUCUUACUCAAAUACUGAAUACACAUCCGGAUGGUCGAUUUCAGAAGCCAAACAAUAAAUAUGCAAAUCGUUGUUUGUUUCUACUACGUAAUAUUAUCCUAAUUUAUUGUCAUCAACGCUUGGAUAAGCCUAAUGAGGAACCACAACUUUGGAUUCUGGAAUUGAAAACGAUGACAUGGCAUCGAUUACAUCUUAUUCUUAACCAUCAUCAUCCCAUUGGUUUAGUUAAUUUUCAAAAAUCUAUCAAAGAAGAAUUUGCAUAUUUGCAUGGUGAAUGUGGACGUAGUAAAUGUCAGGAAAAAGUUCACCUGUAUCAAUUAAGUACCACGCAGGAUUCUAUCAUUAUG